Messenger RNA from Habropoda laboriosa, 1698 nucleotides. RefSeq names its product protein dachsous-like. The transcript has a single exon. Gene Ontology annotation, molecular function: calcium ion binding. The record is from RefSeq and is a predicted model, not a curated record. Gene Ontology annotation, cellular component: plasma membrane. Bases 1 to 1698 code for a protein of 565 amino acids. Gene Ontology annotation, biological process: homophilic cell-cell adhesion. NCBI's taxonomy places the organism in Eukaryota, Metazoa, Arthropoda, Insecta, Hymenoptera, Apidae.
AUGCCGCACCUGCUACUGUUCCUCGUCCUGGGAGCGACUUUCGCCCCGGGCACGUGGUCCGAACUCGUAAGAUACUUGGAGGUCUCGGAGAACGCUCGACCGGGCACCAGGGUGGGUUUCAUCGACGCCGACAGCCCGCCCUACUUGAUAGUGUCCGUCUCGGGGUCCGCGGUCGACUCCGACUUGACGGUGGAUCACGCGACGGGAGAGAUAAGGACGAAGGUGGCGUUGGAUCGCGAGACCAGGCCCUCCUACAGCCUCGUCGCGUUGCCGCAAAACAUUCAGGUGGUGGUGAAGGUGCUCGACGAGAACGACAACGCUCCUACCUUCCCGGUGGAUCACGUGGACGUGGAGUUCCCGGAAAAUUCGCCCCGCGACGCUAAGCGGGCUCUGCCGCCAGCCAAGGAUCCAGAUCUCGGCCAGUACUCGACCCAACGUUACGAAAUCGUGUCCGGGAAUCACGGGGACGCGUUCAGACUGUCCCAGCACCGUGGCCGCGACGGCGUGCUCUAUUUAGAUCUGCAGAACACCGGUUCGUUGGAUCGCGAGGCUCGUUCCCAGUACCACUUGGUGAUAGAGGCGUUGGACGGUGGCGGUCCACCGUUACGCACGAGGCUGCACGUGAACGUGACGGUACAGGAUGUGAACGACAAUCCGCCGAUCUUCAACCAGACGAGGUACGUCGCGAGUAUCCCGGAGAACGCGACCGUCGGCACGCCGGUACUAGCUGUGAACGCAACGGACAGUGACGCGGGCGACAACGGCCGCAUAGAGUACUCGAUCAAUCGACGACAAUCGGACCGCGAGGAGAUGUUCCGCAUCGAUCCGGAGACCGGGAUGGUCUACGUGAACAAGGCGUUGGACUUUGAAUCGAAGGAGAGGCACGAGCUGGUGAUCGUGGCUCGGGAUCGGGGCGCGCAGCCUCUCGAGGCGAGCGCGUUCCUCUCGGUCCGCGUAACCGACGUGAACGACAAUCAGCCUGCGAUCACGGUGAUCUUCCUUUCGGACGACGCGACGCCCAAGAUCAGCGAGAGCGCCCAGCCGGGCGAGUUCGUCGCGAGGAUAUCGGUCAGCGAUCCCGACUCGAGGACCGAGUAUUCGAACGCGACUGUUACGUUGACCGGUGGCGAAGGCCACUUCGGGCUGGCCACCAGGGACAACAUCAUAUACUUGGUGGUGGUCGAGAGACCGCUGGAUCGCGAAGAGAAGCCCGUCUACGACCUGUCGGUCGAGGCGACCGACGCGGGCACGCCUCCGUUGCGAGCGGUUCGAACGUUUCGCCUUCUCGUCACGGACGUGAACGACAACGCUCCGAAAUUUGCUCAAGAGAGGUACGAGGCCCACCUGUUGGAGGCCUCCGAGCCAGGUACCCCGGUUCUCAAAGUGACCGCGACAGAUCUCGACGAAGGCGCAAACUCCGCCAUCAAGUACUCUCUGCUCAACUCCACCUGGUUCACCAUCGACGAUACCUCCGGAUUAAUAUCGACCAGGACUCACGUGGACUGCGAGGCGGAUCCCGCGCCGAUUCUAGUGGUGAUCGCGACGGACUCGGGUCGUCCGCCCCUGAGUAGUAGCGCGACAGUGCGCGUUACGGUGCACGAUCUCAACGACAACGAGCCCAUCUUCGAGAAGCCGCUCUACAACGCUACCGUACCUGAGGAUAUGCCCGUUGGACGCUGCUUUCUCAAGGUAUUAUAA